Aspergillus lentulus is the source of this 1269-nucleotide messenger RNA. Lineage: Eukaryota; Fungi; Ascomycota; Eurotiomycetes; Eurotiales; Aspergillaceae. The record is from RefSeq and is a predicted model, not a curated record.
AUGCGUAAGGCCUUGGAUCUCUGGCAAUGGCUCAGAACCCCGCUCAGAAUCCUAAUUACACUACAUGGACUCAAUGUCGGCGCCUGGGGAGGGAUGCUUUUCCUCCUUCUCUGCAAUGCCGCCCCCGCCAUGUGCGAUCCCUCCUGCAACGACCCGGACUCACCGCGACAAAAGUGGAUUGAAAUCGAUUCCCAGAUUCUCAAUGCAUUGUUCUGCAUUCCCGGGUUUGGUUUGGCACCCUGGCGCAUGAGGGCCUCUACCUUUGGAUCCGCUGGCGGAUUGGUAAAGACGCCGCUACUUUUGCUCGUCUACGCCAUACGCACCGUGCGUGGUUUGAUUUUGCGUCCGAGGAGGAGACACGCCCCCGAUGUGGAAAAUGAGCUUGCUGGUGUGGUGCAAUGCUUUGAACACGGUGUUCCAAGCCUGCUUAGCAGCCUGUCUGGCGUGAAAUUUAUCGACAGGCUGCACGCCUUCUACCUCGCCGACUCCCACACAGACUCCUUCUCGCAGGAAGCAUAUGCUCUCGCUAUCCUCAGCGACACCGUUCCCUCAACCGGAGGAGUCUCGACAAGGACCUUCCUGUCCAGCAUGGCUCGCAGUCUGUUCAUCUCUGCCGGCGCUCUCGCCUUCUCACACAACAGCGCUGCAAGCGGAUGGUCGCAGAAGGUCAGCCCCUACGCCUCAGGGUACCAUCUCCAAGCCGCGUUACUCACGCGCAACGCCGCCACAGCUACAUACCUCCUCCACACCCUCUGGGGCUCCAUAGGUGACCCUGCUCAUGGAAACUACACCGGCUGCACCUGGGAGACGCUGGACACCAGCGGACGCCCCGGUCUCGGCGCCCCGACGUCGCUCUGCCAUGCUUGGGGUUCUGCUCCCACGGCUGAGCUGAGUCGUCAUGUCGGUGGUAUCAGGGCAGCGACUCCCGGCUUCAGGCGGUGGAAGGUCGAACCGGUCACCCUGGGUCUGCAGUGGGCGCGCGGAAGACAUCCUGUCCCGGGGGGCGUCAUUCAGGUGGAUUGGUCCUUUGACAGAGAUGGCCUACUUACCAUGACGGUGAACGCCCCUGUUGAUACCAAUGGUACUGUCCUACUUCCCAGGCCCCUACAGGUGCUUUUGAAACGGUACCAAGUCUCUGGGGCGGUGAGGAAGGUGGGUGAUGGGGCGUUUGCUGUGCAAGGGGGGAGGCUUUUACCCUCCGCCAGAAGAGGUAGGCCGAUGUAUAACUGUUCCCCCUGUAAUUACCGAGCGGUGUUUCGUCUCAAGUAG